Penicillium roqueforti is the source of this 2139-nucleotide messenger RNA. RefSeq lists its product as uncharacterized. Bases 1 to 2139 code for a protein of 712 amino acids. The transcript is spliced from 3 exons. NCBI's taxonomy places the organism in Eukaryota, Fungi, Ascomycota, Eurotiomycetes, Eurotiales, Aspergillaceae. The record is from RefSeq and is a predicted model, not a curated record.
AUGGCGACCAGACUUUCCCGAAGCCUGCCUCAGGUUAAUCGCCGUGUUUUCGCUAGGUUAUCUUCCCGCACGACACCUCGCGUUGCGAACACCAGUGCCCGUGCUGGCUUGGUGACACGUCGCAAUGCUCGGAACCUCGCGCCUUGGGCCUGCCGCGUAACACAGGCCAAUAUCGCGCGAUAUUCCCAUACAGAUUCUGGUGAAUCGGCCAGCCCAAACGCUUCCAUUUCCAAUGCUGCCGAUUACAGAGGAUCGACCAUUACAGAGAAACAUUGGAUGAGCCAGGACAUAGUAGUUGUGGACACGUUGAUUGAACCGCAAGCCGUCUUGAAUUUUAUGGAAUUCAUAACUUAUGGUAUUCUACCGAACGGGAAGAAGACCGAUUUAGCUUUAAUCGAUUCAGAUGAAUUCCCACUGUUCAUGACCCCGAGUUCAGAGUGGGCGCCUGCGCCGUUCAACAAGGCCGCUCUCCCAACUGUGCAGAAGGCGAUGAUGCGGAUCACGGGCCCGGAGGACUUGAGCGGACUGUGCUAUAUUGGACAGAAUAUUCACUUUGUCAAAACCCGCCUCUGGGGAGGCCUUGCGCCUGUGUCCGCAUCGCGUUGGCGCGAAAAAGAUCUCAACAACCCGGACCAUUUCACGAUCGCCCAUGAAUACCUGACCUCCGUCAUUGCCGUCUUUGAGUACCUAAAUAAUCCUCAGAUCCGGACUAAUAUGCGCGAUACCUUCAACAAAAUAUCUGGUGACUUCGGAGAAAUUCAGGACGCCUUGAAUGCACGGCGCAAGGCCCAAGGCGGCCUUUCUCCCGAGCUCAACCUUACUGCUCUCUGGGAAGAAUAUAUUCGCGCACAGUACGAAGUCAUGACCAGCACCGCCCAUUCCUGGGUCCUCGCCCGCGUUGCCGAAUUACGUGAACGGACGUUGGACAGCUUGAUUGCGAUCCCAGCUGAAAAUACAGAAUCCUCGGAAAUGAAAAUUCUCGCGCAGCGGUGGACCGACCUCAUUGCCGUUACCUCAAUGGCAGAUUUCAAUAUUUGGAUGUCCAUGGAUGGGUACAACGGUUACACUGCGCCCUCCGAGAUCAUCGCUGGGCUACACAAUCCUGACCUAGAGCACCAAGACAAAAACUACGGGUUUUCCAAGCUCCUGGUAGACCGAGUCACUAAAUGUAUCGAGGCUCAGAACGAGGCUGCGAUUGUUCAAGGUCCAAGUGCGACGCAGAGUGACGCGGCCCGCCGCGAGCGCCUUUCUAUUAGUACAGUAUUACAGGAUGAGCUGCGUGAGAAGAUACGCGGACUGGCGCCUUCGCCGCAGCCACCUGUACAGCCCUGGAUUCAGCAACUCCUUCGGGCGCAGGAAGCGAGCUUGAGCUUGCAACCAUGGGAAAGAGACAACUAUGGGUUCGGAUUAGCAAUCUAUCGCACAGCGGACAAGUUCUCCGAUGAGCAGUGGGCAACCCUACAGCGAGACUUGGAAGCUCACUUGUCGGCAUGGGGUGAUGACGUCCAGGGCGCUGACGAGAUCAAACCACACCUCAAACUGCAUUGGUUUGACUGCAAGGAACUAGGCUUUGACACAGCAAAUCCGGUAACAGCAGCAAGAAGACACUACCAACAAAUCCGGUCCUCGGAAGAGUGGAACAAUAAAAUAGCACCAUCUGUUUUCCUUCUCAUCGAUUUCAUGGGCGUAAACUCAUAUAUCAACGACGAUUUCUACGCUUCCAUCACAAAGGACAAAGCCCUUCUCAAAGGGGACUUCCAAGGCUUUGUCCUGGCUGUCGAUCCAGACUUCGAUAAGACUGUCACAAAUGAAAGUGCAGACGGCACUGCCAGUGAAGACCCCCAGGAUGAAGGCUUGGAAUACCCGGGCCAGGUGCGCAUCAUGGGUAACCUAGUCUGGAGCGAGCUCUAUCCUAUGCUAAAUCGGCAGUCUGUGGGACUUACGAAUCUCUGGCUGCAGGCGCGAGAACAUCCGAUGAAGGUAUAUACGGGGCUGACAGUGCCGAGUCAAAUUCAGCCAUGGAAGGAGCUAAAUGCUAUGAAGACUCAUAUGAUGGAUAGCUUUGUGGAGUUCUUAAAGAAGAAGGAUCCCACCAUGGCAGGAAAAGUGAAGGAGUUAAGGAAGGAAGGCCGUCUUUAA